AUGGAUAUUGCUAAGGACGACGUUGAGUCAUUGGUUUCAGGGUCGAUCCAGUGGCUCAUAACUUGUGAAGAAUUGACUUUCAGGGUGUUUCAAUUCCAAGACCAACAGGUUGCGACAAUGACAGACGAAAAGAGUCCUCUCAUCUCGGAGCCGCAGCGGCGUGUUACACGAUCUAUGACCAACAGACCCUCAAUCGACACAAAGGUGGUAGUCAAAGUUGAGAAAUACAAGAAGAAGACACACAAAGUUCCUGCAGGAGUAGUACUAUCGGCAUCUCGAAUACCCCCAAUCCACAAAGGCCGAUUCGGCCUUAUCCAAGAAAGCGUCGCGACAGAUCUCUACGCCCUUCUCGUCGCGGCCGUCCUCUGGAACCGCACCCGAGGAUCCCAAGCCCGUCCAGUCUUCCUCAAACUCAUCUCAAAAUACCCGACACCGCACGACCUCGCCGACGCAGCGUUCUCAGACCUCGCAGACCUCAUCCGUCCUAUCGGGCUGUACAAUUCCCGCGCGGCUCGGUUCCUCGCAUUUGCCAAGACGUGGGUUGAGAGUCCGCCGUGUAAAACGAUGCGGUACAGAAAGCUGCAUUACCCCUUGAAAGGCGAUGGGCUGGAUAUCGGCAAGGAUGAGGUUUUGGAUGAAGCUGAUGAGAGACACGGCUGGGAGGUGGCGCAUCUACCGUCCCUUGGACCGUACGCCAUUGAUAGCUAUCGAAUCUUUCACCGAGAUAUGUUGAGGGGGUUGGCAAAGAAUUGGGAUGGGUUAGAUGCAGCGCCUGAUUUUGAGCCCGAGUGGAAGAGAGUUGUGCCCCUUGAUAAAGAGUUGAGGGCGUAUCUUCGAUGGAUGUGGCUCAAGGAGGGCUGGAUUUGGGAUCCUGAAACUGGAGAUAGAGUGAAGGCCUCAAAUGACAGGAUGGACCGGGAGCGUGUAAGGUCAAGGAGUUUAUCCCCUGAGGGCUUUCGGGUGAUACGGCGUUAG
This is a messenger RNA of Fusarium sp. VM40, 975 nucleotides long. NCBI's taxonomy places the organism in Eukaryota, Fungi, Ascomycota, Sordariomycetes, Hypocreales, Nectriaceae. The record is from the annotation of a GenBank genome assembly.